AUGGGUUCCAAAAGGCCAGAUUUUGGUGAUGGUGCUAGCCCUGGGAAGAUUUUCAUCGGAGGUCUCGCAAAAGACACUACUUUAGAUACGUUUGUGAAGUAUUUUGGCAAGUAUGGAGAGAUUACGGACUCGGUUAUCAUGAAAGAUAGGCACACAGGUCGGCCACGGGGUUUUGGUUUCAUCACCUAUGCCGACCCCUCCGUUGUUGACACUGUUAUCGCUGAAACCCACAUCAUCAAUGGCAAACAAGUUGAGAUUAAACGAACCAUUCCAAAAGGAGCUGCUGAAUCCAAGGAUUUCAAGACAAAAAAGAUUUUCGUUGGUGGGAUUCCCACUUCUAUGACGGAAGAUGAGUUCAAGAAUUUCUUCUCCAAGUAUGGGAAGGUUGUAGAGCAUGAGAUCAUUCGAGAUCAUGUGACAAAGAAGUCCCGAGGCUUUGGAUUUAUUGUGUUUGAUAAUGAACAAGUAGUUGAUAAUAUCCUGGCUGAUGGAAAUAUGAUAGAUAUGAUGGGUACUCAGGUUGAGAUCAAGAAGGCUGAACCAAAGAAACCUUCGAACCCAACACCUGCUCCUGCAUAUGGUAGUGAUUCUAGGGGACGUGCAUUUGGAGAUAGUAUUGGAGGAUUUGGCAAUUCCUAUAGCAGUUUUGGCAGUGGCAGUUUUGACCCUCCUUAUAGGUCAAUGGGAUCAAGUCUUGGUGGUAGGUUUGGCGACUAUGGAGGAUAUGGUGGUGCAAGUGAAUUUGGUGGUCGAUAUGGUGAUUUUGCCAGUAGUGAAUAUGGUUAUCGAGGGGAUGGCCCUCUUGGCUAUUCCAGUCGGUUUGGUUCUUAUGGUGGUGGCUAUGGUGGAGGUUAUGGUGGUGGGUUAGGUGCUUAUGGCCGUGGCGGCGGCUAUGGGAGUUAUAGUGGUGCUGGUUCCGGCCCUGGUGCCGGUUAUGAUUCCGGCCCUGGUGCUGGUUAUGGUGGAGGAUUGUAUGGAAGUAGGGCAGAUUUGACUAAGAUAAACCAGAGUACUAGCAAGAGGCUCAGUCUAGAAGAUGAAGGCCUAGUUUGUAACCUCUUAUGUGAUGCCAAUUUUAUUUCUUCUUAUUUAGUGUGGGUUAGAGAAUGGAACUUAUGCUGUCAUUUUGAGUUAGACAUCUUAUCCUUCCGAUACUAUUUGUGGCUACGUCGUCGUUUCCGUCGUUUCAAAGACGGGCAAAAUCUAACAUCUCCCCACUCUCUCUCUCUCUCUCUCGUCGUAAUCCUUGAAUCGCAGCAGUCUUCUACAGGGCUACAUCUGUAA
Fraxinus pennsylvanica is the source of this 1284-nucleotide messenger RNA. The record is from the annotation of a GenBank genome assembly. Lineage: Eukaryota; Viridiplantae; Streptophyta; Magnoliopsida; Lamiales; Oleaceae.